This is a messenger RNA of Aspergillus tanneri, 1011 nucleotides long. RefSeq lists its product as uncharacterized. The transcript has a single exon. The coding region runs from base 1 to 1011 and encodes 336 amino acids. The record is from RefSeq and is a predicted model, not a curated record. NCBI's taxonomy places the organism in Eukaryota, Fungi, Ascomycota, Eurotiomycetes, Eurotiales, Aspergillaceae.
AUGCCAACAUCACUCCUAGACCUCCCCAGUGAACUACUCGACUAUAUCAUCGAGAUCGUAUUGACGUACCGGGGCCAACUACCACGGACCACUGAUAAUCUACUUUCACACGGCGUACGUGAGGCAUGGUCCCGGGGUGCAGGAACCUGUCGCUCUUGGGCGUAUGGACCAAAUAACGUCAAAUACUCGAAUAAGCAAGAAGAGGGAUAUAUUUCCUGGACUUCAACACCGCUUACUCUCCUUCUUGUGAAUCGCAAAAUCGCAGAAUUGACUAAAUGGAGACUACAAAAACCCGGCCAUUACGCUCUCGACGUCGUCAUGGUCGACGAGAUGCACCUAUGGCCCACGUGGAAAUUACUUUCCCCUCCGUGUCUCCAUGUCGACAGGCUGACUGCGACAUUCCGAAUCGAAGGCAUCAGUCCGACGAUGGAGGGUCGCCGGUUCAGAUUCUGCCACAGCGAUGGUGCCCCGCCGCGGAUCACCUGGUGUUUCUAUUAUCUUCUAGAGAGGUUUCUCGAAUGCGGUCCGCUCGUUGAACAUCGGCGACCAGAUUCGCAAAAGCCUAUUCCGCAACGCUUCACCAUAAACCAGUUGACUCUAGACUUCUUGACCCCUAGGGGCAGGAUAGCACCGUCGAGUAUAGAAUACAGUAAUUGGCUUGAGGGUCGCGAUAAUUCAGACCCUAGCACUGCUUACCGGUGGCCGUAUAACACUGUUGAAACCCUUAUGAUCCGCCCUGAAUGGCUGGCUAGCAUGAUCAGUAAUUAUAUUGGAUAUCUGCUAGGGAUGGACCGCCAUAUGAUGUAUCACGGAAAAAUGCUCUACGAACGGAUUGGGAGUAUUACGAUCUGUCAGGAUGGGUCAUUGAUGAGAGUAUUUCCUAUUGACCGUCGACUGAAGGACCUGGAUUUUGGUACUGUGUCGGAUAGUGAUCGUCUCGCGGCGUUUCGGGGAUGGAAGGAGAGGACUUAUAAGAUAAGAGAGAGUGCUGGACUACCGGUGAUUUAUUGA